GGCCUUGCAGAGCUGGCAUGGCAAUGACGCCACCGAACGCGAACCAGCACCGACUGCCAUUUUAACAGGCAACAUUUCAGGAUGGUCGCCGUACGAGGUGUACUCUUGGCCACCAUUGUCUUAACGCUCAUUUUGGGUAGCAGCUAUGGAGGAUCGCUCCGACAAAGCUUUAGCAGUGACAACUCAUCUGAUGACGAUGUUCUGUCCCGUUGGAAGCGAAGUCCUCAAAAAACACAAUCGAAAUUAAAAUCAAAGCCGGUACAAUCAAAAGGCGUGAAUCUUGAAAUCGACUGCAUCUCAGUUGCAUUCGAGUGGUGUCAAAGCUGCUGCUACGUCCCCCUUCUUCCGACAAAAGAAUCGCAGAAGAGGUGCAUUAAUCGAGAAGGAACUGUACACAGCGGUCUCUUGCACACAGUUAGAGAGAAAUUCAUGAAGAAAUACUGGAAAGGAGAGAAAAAACUUUCCAAGCCAAACGAUUUCAACGCGAAAGCUCAACAUUUUGUUGGAAAUCCUGCGAUGUUCGUUUCGUGCGUUCUAAAAGACGUUAAGAUCGCUAAAGAGGAUGGAAAAAUUGAUACACCGGUCUUGGAGCAAGUUAUCCAAACCAACUACAAAAAGAAGUAUUUGGACAACCACUGGGACUCAACAGCACUUACUGCGGCUCGAACGUGUCAACAAGAAGCAGAGACUAUACCGAUUCAACAAUAUUCGACCACGGAUGGUAAGCAAACAAGCCUGAUUCCUUAUGCUUUUAUACUGUGCCUUCGGAAAAAAAUGAUUGAGGGUUGCAAGUCUUACAUUGAUAGCCCUGGCUGCAUCAAAGCAAAGGGUUUGCUGCAAAAGUGCAAGUUGGAAGAUUUUUGGAGACAACUUCAACAGGGAGGACCCUCCCCUGGAUCUGGCACCAAUUCAAUUAAUGACGACGGCAUGUCAAAUGGAGACAAUGAAAUGUCAUCCACUCAGCAACCAGAAAACAAUAACAACCAAGGAAACGAAAAUAACAUGCCGCAAGAACCGCCACAACCUGAGGGUGAGCCUCCGGCAGAACCCUCGCCUGAGGCUGCAGCAGAAGAGCCAGCUCCUGAAGAGCAGCAACCAGCAGCGGAGGAAGCAGCUCCUGCUGAAGAGGUGCAAGUUGCUCCUGAGGAACCGCAGCCUGAUGCUGAAGAGGCGCAAGUUGCUCCUGAGGAACCGCAGCCUGCUGCUGAGGAAGAGCCUCCGGCUGAGACACCAAAUGAAGAGCCUCCGGCAGAGGAACCGCCAGCAGAAGAAUAGCUCGAGUUUUUUUUUACGAUUUUUUACGCAAGAUUUAAGAGUUAAAAGGUCUCGUUUUGUGUGUAAAAUAUUUAAAUCAGAUGAAAUAAACAAAUUCGG
Messenger RNA from Cloeon dipterum, 1374 nucleotides. RefSeq lists its product as uncharacterized. The transcript is spliced from 10 exons. The record is from RefSeq and is a predicted model, not a curated record. The coding region runs from base 82 to 1275 and encodes 397 amino acids. Lineage: Eukaryota; Metazoa; Arthropoda; Insecta; Ephemeroptera; Baetidae.